GUUUGUCCGAAGAAGGAUUUUCAUGGGAAACUCUGCGCGGUGCAUUCAGUGAGAUGGCAUCGGACAGCGAGGUAAAAACUCUACUGAACUUCGUUAACCUGGCUUCGAGCGACAUCAAAGCGGCUCUGGAUAAAUCAGCUCCUUGUCGCCGGUCAGUUGACCACAGAAAAUAUUUGCAGAAGCAGCUCAAGCGGUUUUCUCAGAAGUACUCACGGAUCCCACGGUGUCACCCCGGCAAACCCCCCGAGUGUGGCUGGCGCAGGGGGACAGAGGAGCGGGCCCGCGGCUCCCUGCCCGAGGCACCUGAGCCCAGCCCCCACGGCGGGGCUGCCGCCGACAAGGUGAUGCGGACAGCCGAGGCAGAGGAGAGCCCCACCGGGGAACGGCUUUUGCAGGAACAAAAACCCGAGGCCGCCCGACCGGACCAGGUGCCCAUGAGGAAGCGACAGCUCCCCGCCUCCUUCUGGGAAGAGCCACGGCCGGCCCAGAGCCUGACGGCCAGAGCCUUUGCUGCCAGCCCUGAGGGGCUGCAGACCCCCAGGGACCCUCCUCCCUAUGAGGGGAAGAAAAGCAAAAGGAGCCCAGACGCUGCUGGCCCGGAGAGCCCCCCUGACACCGCGGCACAUGCCGGGGAGAAGGAGCCCGCCGUCCUCUCGGGCCGAGUGGGUGCUUGGACCUGCUGCCCCUUCCCCUGCCCCGGGCCAGGCGUGUACCAGCCCCCGGGCGCGCUGCCCCCGUCGCCCUUCCCGGGGCUGGGGCUGUGGAGGAAGAGUGCGGCCACGCUGCCGGCGGAGGUGCCGCACUUCUGCAAGGAGGCCGAUGGCCCGGGGCAGAAACUCUACAGGCCCUUGGUUCUGAAACCCAUCCCCACCAAGCCCGCCAUCCCCCCUCCCAUCUUCAAUGUUUUUGGCUAUCUUUAG
Molecule: messenger RNA, 920 nt
Organism: Passer montanus (Eurasian tree sparrow)
Lineage: Eukaryota; Metazoa; Chordata; Aves; Passeriformes; Passeridae
Gene: FAM181A
Product: family with sequence similarity 181 member A
Exons: 1
Coding region: 54-920 (288 amino acids)
Source: RefSeq, a predicted model, not a curated record